Molecule: messenger RNA, 3778 nt
Organism: Drosophila serrata
Lineage: Eukaryota; Metazoa; Arthropoda; Insecta; Diptera; Drosophilidae
Cellular component (GO): membrane
Source: RefSeq, a predicted model, not a curated record
UACAAACCAAAACAACACCAAGAGCCAGUUGGUUCGCGUCUCUCACCCAGAUAACUCGAUGUGAUUCCCGGGGUUUUUAUUUGCUAAUUAAAAGCUCGCUUAACGCCACAUACACAUUUUCAAUCUGUAUUAUAUUAUGUACUCGAUGCAAGCAAAACAAAAAUUGACUGCAUUUCGCACUCAAAAUUGAAUGUAUACAAAGUGAAGCUGUGCUUGAAACAGCAACAGGACCCACGAUCACCUGUUACUUACAUACGACAAGUUAACCCGGACUGAAAUCUCUACUUAACGAUGAUUCAGAUACUGACACAUCGACCCAAUUAUAGUCCUCUCGUGGUGUUUAUGCUCCUCCUCAUAGACCACCGACUGAUUAUUGUGGGUUCUAGUUUUCAAGUGCUGCAAAGCUCAUCCGAAAAAUACUUAAACUAUGAACCGAUGCAGGGAAAAGUGGAGGAUCUGAAGCUGCCAGAGGAUCGGGAAUUGGUCGUCCGACUGCCAUCAAACUCACUGCUCAAAUAUACGUCCUACAAGGAUGUGUCCAUUCUGCACUUUAAUGUUCUGCAGGACACAAGGACUGCCUACUUCACCUUUAAAGCGUAUGAGGAUCCCAAAAGUGCCUUUCAACGCAAGUGCAAGCCCAAGGAUGUUACGCUGCAUCUGAAGGCCAGCAGUUAUCCAGUAAUAAGUCCGGAAAAUAUUACUUUUCCCAAGAACUUCUUCAGUUCAGAUCAGAGAUUUAAGGUGUAUGACCUGCAGUUCCUCUCCGAUGAGAAGCAGCAGCAAAUCACCAUCGAGGCACCUCACAUUGGCAACUGGUUUGCAGUGGCAUUUGUGAGUUGGUCGGAUCCCAAUAAUGAUCGAAUUGAGCAACAAGGACUCACAGCCUCAUGCGACACAUUACUGUUUGCCGAGAUGUCCGUGAGCCGUUUCCGUCCCAUAAUUUUAAAUAGCGACCAGGAGCAUCAGGCCAAUUUAACGAGCCAUGUCCUAUCCGUUAAUAAAACUAAAAAAGUGGAUGCAAAUCUCAAAGAAGUUGGCGGUGACAAUACCUCUAGGCCGCUACGAUCGCUGCCACCUAAGCAACAGAAACUGAAACAUCCGGAAUUGAACAAUUUUACUGAUAAUACGGAUCAGAGUAAACCUGCUCCCAUCCAGAAUUCCACGGAAAACCACAAUGUUACCAUAACACACACCGCAAACAAUGAGAUCAUCUAUCGAUUCUAUGUUCCCGACGAGAUUGGCGAUGCCGCGGCUCGGAUUGCCUUUAAUCAAAUCUGCGAUGAGUGUCCGGAGGUGGGUUUCCAUGUCCGGGCCAAUGGAUAUCCGCUGGGAGGCACAGAUCAGGGUCAUGGGACCAUCAUUACGGCAAACCAAACCGAUGAGAUUUCCAUACCAUUCGGUGUGCAGCCCAACACCUGGCACUAUGCAGCUCUGGGAUUUGCCACAAAUGAGAGCUUGGCCAAUUUUAGUGUAUCCUAUACCCUGCAAAUUGAUUACAUCGCCUCCAAGAUUGUGUCCAGGAAACCCAGAGAUGGCAAUGAUGAUAGCUUUAACAGCAGCACCAGUUCAAACAUUAGUUCCAGUUCCAGCUCCAUACCCAAUGCCUGGACACCAACUCCCUUCCGAGGGAUGAACUUUUACUCGCUGCUGCGACAAACCUACCGCGAGUUCUUCAUGUUCGACUACGAUCUCCGACCGGAUGUCAAUGGCACGGUGCCUGUCACACUCAAUCUCACGGCCCAGACCCACUCGGGCUUCGCCUUUGACGUGGGUGAAGUGUAUGACAUCGGUGGAACCCUUACCUUUGCCCUUUCCAUGCAGGAGGAGCACCGGGCCAGCUUGAAGAUGGCUCCGCCCACGCAGCCGCCAGAUCUGGGUGGCAUCCUGGCUGAACGCUUGAUCGGAGAUCCCAAAGAGGCGGUGGUGCCGGUGGGUAAGACCUUAGUGGCCUCUGGCAAUCAGAGCAUGCAGAUUGUGGUGUGCAUGCAGCUGGGUGAGCCGGGGGAGCCCACCUGGCCGGACAAGUGUCUCUACGGGCAGAAACUGAAGCAGGCCUCCAUCAUUGUCAAUCACACCGAAAGCAUGGGAGUCAUUCACGUGCCCUUUCCCGAGAGUGGACGAUGGUACGUUACCAUGGGCCUCUUCUGUCAUGGAGCCGAAACAGCUCGGGUAACUAUCAUGGAGAGUGUCAAGGAGUUCAUAAGGAAGCACCAGGAUCUGCUGGAGGAUAUGCGACCGCCUUGCGACUGCGCAGCUGGCUUACCCCGCUUCUCGGCCUGCCUCAAGGACUUGGAUUGCCUUGCGGCAAUGAACGAACCUGAGACACUGAAGAUUAAGGAGUGCAUGAUGGACUCCAAGUGCACUACCGAAUUCCGCCAGAUGACACGACUGUUCGAAGAGCACCACAAGGCGGCGAUGGAGCAGCAUGUGGGCACAGAUAAUUGCAACACCUCGGUGGUGUUCACCGUAUCCUCCAGUCCUUGUGUGGCCGGUAGAUGUGGUCGAUUUGGGCGCUGCUAUCACUACAUGUCCGGCGGUUUCGUCUUCUCCACAUGCGUCUGCUCCAAGGGCUACCGGGGCUGGGAUUGCACGGAGGACUCACAAGUGCCCACCAGCAUGUCCAUCCUACUGGCCACACUACUACUUACGCUGAGCAAUCUGCUCUUCUUUCCCAGCAUCUAUAUGGCGGUGAAGCGGCGCUACUACACCGAGGGCGUCAUCUACUUCUUCGCCAUGUUCUUCUCGAUCUUCUACCAUGCCUGCGACGCCGGCGAGGACGAGUAUAGCUUCUGCCUGGUGAAGAUUGGGGUCCUGCAGUUCUGUGACUUCUACUGCGGCCUGCUGAGCAUCUGGGUGACUCUGGUGGCCAUGGCCCAUGUCCGCUCGGAUUUUGUCUCGCUUCUGCAUAUGUUCGGGGCGAUUCUCCUGGCCUUUGGCACGGAGCUAAAUAAGCAGAGUUUAUGGGUCUUUCUGGCCCCGGCAUUGACGGGGAUCUGCCUGAUCUCCACUAGCUGGGGUCUGCGUUGUGCCAAGUCCCGGAAGCUGUUUCCCUCGCGUCGUUAUCUCUCCGUCUGGCUGCCUUUUGGGUUAACCUUGGUGAUCGCCGGCCUUGUAUGCUACGCCUUCCUGCAGACCAAGCAGAACUACCACAUCGUGCACUCCAUCUGGCACAUGGUAAUGGCACUAAGCAUCCUGUGCCUCCUGCCCUCGAGAAAGACCUUCCUGCCGAAGUGCUAGCACGCGGAGAGCAGUUCUCAGACCAGGGAGCUCCUGCUAACUGAUCAGGAGUUCCACAUGUGAGAGGAGGAGGACCCUUAGCUUUCGCAAACACGUUACAGGACCUAGACCCGUAGAUAUAAAACCUAUUCUAGAUUGUACAGUACGUAAUAAAUACUCGUAGAUAUAGUUGGAUAAAUGAGAAUAAUGGAGCACUGAAAGUUCACUAACACUAUGGAUGAAAAAACUAUAUGGAUACAGAUACUUGAUCGUUACUACGUUUGUUUAUGCAUCAUCAGCCACAUGAAGCUAUCACUAUGAUUUAUUAUUUAUGGAGUACACUAUUUCAACAGCCUUACUAAAUUUAAUGAAACGCACGCAUGGAAAUGUGUAUCCCAUAACCGAAGGUGUACAUAGAUACUUGUUGUUAAAUAAAUCGCAGACUGUAAGAAUAGUUAAUAAAUAGAACGUACUAUAAAAUACCAUAUGCACUAAUUUAAACAGAAUCAAUGUAUCGAAAUUCUCAUUGAGGCAAUUGAAGUGGUAGCCUAAGACUUCAAUU